Molecule: messenger RNA, 1252 nt
Organism: Oryza sativa Japonica Group (Japanese rice)
Lineage: Eukaryota; Viridiplantae; Streptophyta; Magnoliopsida; Poales; Poaceae
Biological process (GO): mRNA splicing, via spliceosome
Cellular component (GO): spliceosomal complex; U4/U6 x U5 tri-snRNP complex
Molecular function (GO): zinc ion binding; nucleic acid binding
Source: RefSeq, a predicted model, not a curated record
ACGCUUUGCAAAAGAAAAACAGAAAAAAAGGAAAAAAGGAAAGGGAAAAAAAAAGUAGGGUUCCGGCGACCGGGCUACCGGCGGCGAGAAGGCGCAGCUCCGCACCCACCGGCCACCGUGAGGCCUGAGCCCCCCGCCCCCUAACGCCGACGGCCUACACCCAGAGGCGACUCGGCAAGCGGGCUGUGGCGCUAGGCGGCAGCGGGGGCGGCGGCCGCGACCACGACCAGCAAGGAGGAAGGGCUCUCCUCUAAUCCUCUCCGUCUCUCCAAGAAUCCAACCAGGUAGCAGCUGCUUGGCAGUGGGCAGAGCAACAUGUCUAGCAAUCCGGUUGGUGUCGAUAACACUUUCCGGAGGAAAUUUGACAAGGAGGAGUACUUGGAACGAGCUCGGCAGAGGGAGCGGGAGGAGAAGGAAGAAGCGCGGAAAGGCAAGGAAAAGGGCCCUCCUGUGCAAAGGCAACCUUUGAAGCAUAGGGACUAUGAAGUUGACCUUGAGUCCCGUCUUGGCAAGACUCAGGUGGUAACUCCAAUUGCACCUUUGAGUCAACAGGCUGGUUACUAUUGUAAAGUUUGUGAAUGUGUCGUUAAAGAUUCAGCUAACUAUUUGGACCAUAUAAAUGGCAAGAAACAUCAGAGAGCAUUGGGCAUGUCUAUGCGUGUUGAGAGAGCAUCACUUGAACAGGUUCAGAAAAGGUUUGAGUCACUUAAGAAGAGGAAAGACCCAGGUAGCUUUAGUGAACAAGAUUUGGAUGAGAGAAUAUUGAAACAGCAGCAAGAGGAUGAGGAGAGGAAGCGCCAACGCAAAGAAAAGAAGAAAGAGAAAAAGAAAGAGCUGGCUGCCCAGAAUGAACCUGAGGAGGACAUAGACCCUGAUGUUGCUGCCAUGAUGGGUUUCGGAGGCUUCCGUUCCUCAAAGAAAUGAAUGAUCCAUGGCGGCCUUUUUUUGUGACCUGUGGUUUCUUUCAGGUCGAAGAGUAUAUGCACCUGGAUUACAAUAUAUAUUUGUUUCUAAGGAACCAGGACAAGAGUUUUGUGCACCUCUUGAUCCAAAGCUGCGUGGAAGUGAUUGAAAAUAACUUUUGUAAUCGCUACCAGAUAGUAUUUUAUCUGUAAGGAUGCAUGAGAUGUCGAAACAAGUUUAAUCUGUGUAUUUCGGUAUCCAAGAGUGAAUGGUGACCUUGCUGUAAUUCGAUUCUCGCUUAUGUGAAUGAUUUCUGAAGUGUUAAAAUUACUCUGAACUUUCGAAUUAA